UCAGAAAAUCCAAAAUGGUUGGUUCGUUAAAACUCAACCUCAUCUUGGCCCUGUCGCUGUCUGUGGUGCACAUGCUUUGGUGUUAUCCGGUCCUCUCGUCCAAGGUGCCUGGGAAACCUGAUUACUUUCUCAUCUUGCUGAGCAGCUGCCCAGCCAGGCUGGAGGGGAGUGACGGGCUAGCUUUUCUAAAGCCAAUUUUGGAGAAGACGUCGAUGAAACGGUCCUUUCGCAACGGAGUCGGCUCAGGGGUGAAAAAAACUUCAUUUCGAAGAGCAAAGCAAUGAAUAAGUGUGCAAAGGACUCUGGGAAUUAAUCUCAAGCUAUGUAGAGUGUGACUGAUGUGGUAAAAAAUAGUUGUAUCUUACCAUGAGAUGUGGCUUCCCUCCUCAUCCUCAGAUAUCCCCCUUCUCCUAACUGGCUCAGAGUAAAUUAAGUUUUGGGGAAAAAUGCAAACCUGUCUCAAACUUCUGCCUGUGAGUGAAAAAACGAUUUCUGUGCUUAGCUAGAAACUUCCCGGAAUACGGAGGUAUCCGCUGGCUUUGAUCGUGAAUCGGCCACAAUGCGGGGGCGUUUUUACUGUGAUUCUUCUCCUGCCGUCUCCCUGUGCUGUAUACCUCCAAGUGCAGUGGCAGGUAUAUGCUAUUUCUCCUUUAAAAUGUGAUUUCCUCAAAUGACUCAGCCGUGCUGUUUCUGUUUGUGAAAGAGUCUCAUGAAGUUCCAGCAGAAGAUGAACAAUGCAGCUGGAUCUAUCGGUCAGUUAGUUGGUACCUGCAGCAAGGGCUCGCCAGCGCCCUCUGGGUCUGUUUCUCCCUCUCCUUUUUCCGAUUCCAAAUAGACACAAAUAUGGCUGAU
Molecule: messenger RNA, 852 nt
Organism: Grammomys surdaster
Lineage: Eukaryota; Metazoa; Chordata; Mammalia; Rodentia; Muridae
Gene: Nps
Product: neuropeptide S
Exons: 3
Coding region: 15-284 (89 amino acids)
Biological process (GO): positive regulation of synaptic transmission, GABAergic; neuropeptide signaling pathway; positive regulation of action potential
Cellular component (GO): extracellular region
Source: RefSeq, a predicted model, not a curated record